Molecule: messenger RNA, 414 nt
Organism: Eucalyptus grandis
Lineage: Eukaryota; Viridiplantae; Streptophyta; Magnoliopsida; Myrtales; Myrtaceae
Product: major strawberry allergen Fra a 1.04
Exons: 2
Coding region: 1-414 (137 amino acids)
Biological process (GO): abscisic acid-activated signaling pathway
Cellular component (GO): cytoplasm; nucleus
Molecular function (GO): abscisic acid binding; protein phosphatase inhibitor activity; signaling receptor activity
Source: RefSeq, a predicted model, not a curated record
AUGGGUGUCACCACAUUUACCCAAGAAUUCACCACUCCCAUUACUCCAUCUAGAAUGUUGUUCAGGGCUUUGAUUGUUGAUUCUCACUACCUGAUUCCCAAGAUUGCCCCUUUGGGUAUUAAGAGCAUUGAGUUUGUUGAAGGAGAUGGAAGAGAUGGAAGAGCUGGAAGUAUUAAAGUCACCAACUUUGCUGAAGGUGACGUGAUAUUUGACAAGAUCGAAUCGAUUGUGUAUGAGGUUCAAUUCUUGGCUUCGAGCGUUGGUAGAUGCCUUUGCAAGAUGAUUGGUGGGUACCACACAAGAGGGGAUGUGGAGCUUAACGAAGAUGAUAUCAAGCAAGGCAAAGAAAAGGCUAUGGGACUCUACAAAGUCGUUGAAGAGUACGUAUUGGGUAACCCUAAUGUCUAUGUUUAA